Messenger RNA from Pezoporus flaviventris, 4694 nucleotides. It is a transcript of the gene ASB11, whose product is annotated as ankyrin repeat and SOCS box containing 11. The transcript has 7 exons. Lineage: Eukaryota; Metazoa; Chordata; Aves; Psittaciformes; Psittacidae. The record is from RefSeq and is a predicted model, not a curated record. Bases 420 to 1280 code for a protein of 286 amino acids. Gene Ontology annotation, biological process: intracellular signal transduction; protein ubiquitination; positive regulation of protein catabolic process. Gene Ontology annotation, molecular function: protein binding.
AUUUUUUACAAAACUUUUAUACACAGACAUGCCUGGGUUAUUAAUUUAUUUGCUGUUCUCUGUAAUAUAAUUCCAAUCAUUUAUUACUGUCAUUCUUUUUUUCCAACUGCCUUCGUGCAACUGUAGUCAGACACAUGGCAAACAGCAUUCUUUACGUUCAUGCUGGUUCUUACCUAAUUGAAGUUUAGCAGACCAGAACGUAUUUUUAUCUGCAAGUUGCCAUUUGCAAAAAGCCAUUAAGGAUAAUCUUACAAAACAUAAGAUCAUGUGAUGCGGUUGCUGGGCAUUAUAUUGGAUUACAGGCGGACCUUCAGAGCCUUUUCUCUUUACAGUGAAGUAGUGCAGCAGCAGCAGCAGCAACAUCAGCAGGGCUGCUUAAUUUAUCUGUAGACAUUUAGAACGACGCGGUGUUUUCAGUCAUGUCACUCACACCUGGGAAGGGAAGAUGUGCCAUGUAUGGAAACUAUAUUUGCCACAUGUUUCAGGGAGGCAGCUGGGCUGACCGAUCCCCUCUUCAUGAGGCUGCUUUCCAAGGACGCCUCCUGUCUCUGAAAACCUUGAUUGCACAGGGUUUCAAUGUGAACCUGCUGACAAUGGACCGUGUGUCGGCUCUCCAUGAGGCCUGUCUCGGUGGCCACGUUGCCUGUGCAAAAGUGCUGCUGGAGAACGGUGCUCAGGUCAAUGCAGUCACCAUUGAUGGGAUCACUCCUCUGUUUAAUGCUUGCUGCAGCGGCAGCGUGGCCUGUGUCAACAUGCUGCUUGAAUUUGGAGCCAAGCCACAGCUCAGGAACCACCUUCCUUCACCCAUUCACGAAGCGGUCAAGAGAGGUCACAGGGAGUGCAUGGAGAUCCUUCUGGCCCAUGAAGUUGACAUUGACCAAGAAGACUUGCAGCAUGGGACCCCGCUCUAUGUGGCUUGUACAUACCAGAGGACAGAUUGUGUCAAAAAGCUUUUGGAGCUAGGAGCCAACGUUAACAUGGGGAAGCGAUCAGACACCCCCCUCCACGCAGCAGCAAGGAAAUCCAAUGUGGAAGUAGUUGUCUUGCUGGCAGACUAUGGUGCUAACCCAAAAUGCAGAAAUGCCGAACUCAAAUGUGCCCUGGAUCUUGCCAUACCCAACAGCAAAGUGGAGCAGGCACUUUUGCUUCGGGAAGGUCCUGCAAGCCUUGCCCAGCUGUGCCGGUUGUGUAUCAGAAAACAUCUGGGUCGGUCGUGUCUAUAUGCAGUCCGCAAGCUGCACCUGCCUGAGCCACUUGAGAACUUUCUCCUUUAUCGAUAAGUCUGUGACUAUCUUUACACUGGAAAAGAAAGAGGAACAAAUGUUUGUUUACUCCAAAAUCAUUAUAUCAAAGAAAAAAACAAACAAAGACAUCAUUUAUUGUCUGCUGCAUACAUCAGAUGCUGUAUGACAAUGCAAAUCGAAAACACCUUUUCACAGAUGGAAUGAUAUGGACAUAGCUCCCUCAUGGUCUAUUGCCACAUCCACUUAUGCCAGCCCAAGAAGCUGUAGUACAUGAACAGCUAGCUCACUUGACAUGUGUUUGUAGAUGCACAUGCACACAUCAACCCACAGACAGAAGUUUCCCCUGUAUUAGUGUAUACUUAUUUAUGUAGUAUCUGUGCACUUUCUUCCUCUUUUCUAUCCAAUCUCACUGUCAAAAUCGAGUUAGUGGCUGUUAUUCUUCUGCUAGCGAGAGAAGGAAAGCCCACAGCACCCAACAUUUGCCAUAUAUAAUAUAUUGCACAUCUUUUCUCAGCUUUGACUUUACAACCUGACAUCUUUUCCCUAUAAUCUAGUGAAGUUGUAGCAACUUCCAGCAGGCUGUGGCUAUGCAACCACCAUACCUCUUCUUGCCUGGAGCCCAGCUGCCCCGAGCACUAACAUCUUGUCCUCUGAAGUUCAAGUGAUGUUACCAAAGCACGUGUGGAUGUUUGAAAUAAGCCCACAAAAAUGUGUGAAAGUCUUAAAAAGCCCUCCAUCUCUUCUAAAAAUAUCCCUCUAAUGCUCUGGAGAUCUGCCUGUGUUUAUUCAUUACAUGAAUAAUUUUUCCUGCUUAAUUCAAGGACGGAACUGCAAAUGUUUUCAUAGGCAUUGUAGAUCAGCUUUGAAUGUCUGUCCUUGGCAAGACAAAGAAAACCAAAUGAGUGAGUUGCUGCUCUUUUAGGCUGCCUAUGCUUUGACAUUUCUCAAGUCCUCAGAGUGUAGAGCAGGACAGAAACAGGGCCUCUAGGGAUAACUGCAUCACUCAUGUUCUCCUUGAUGAAUAUUGCUCACCAAACCUGCCUGCUUUUUCAUCCCCUAGAAUCACUAUUUCUAUGAUUCUACUCUACAGUGUUUCAUUACCUCCCUAGGAGAAGGAAUUUUUAGAGUGUUCUGUCUUUGCCUGUUGUGGUAUUAGUUUAAAUAUCACCAGGGUUAGCAGCCUGGACAGAGUAGAGCUAAAAAUGUAUACUUCUUUAAGGUGAAAAAUGUGGGAUCAAGUGACUGGUACAAUGCCUGUGUGGCUCUGUAAAGGUCUGUUCAUUUGUCCUCUGGUGUUCUGAGGGGAGAAAUGUUUCUUCAGACCUGAGUUGUCAUAAAAUUGUUCUGUGAGAAAGGUCAUGGUGUUUCAGUAGUAAAAGGAAAGUAGAGUUAAAAGGAGAGUCUGUCUCCACUUAGCUCAACUUCACAAGUCCAAGAGGCUGAUGAUGUGUUUUCAGGCUCUGAGAUGUAAUGGCUUUUCAUUAUGAACUAGUAUGCAUGCUGGUACCAAUUUUCACUGACCGUACGUCUUAAGUCAGGGAAAAUGGGGCUGCUGGAGCCUGAAUAUGGGCCUGGAUUCCAUCAGCAUUUUAGUAACUAUCCUUGCUUCAUCAGCAGCCACCGCUCUGGUUAGAUGAAGAGAUUAAUCUCUUAAUUUCCCCAUGAAAGCUUGCCUCUCUGAGAGGUAGGUCUAAUAUUUCCUGUACUCUCUUAUUAUUAAUUCAGCAGAAGUAAGAUAAACUAUGCUCCCAGAAGUUCAGGAGAAUGGACCUACAAUGCUGCAGCGAAAAAUGAAUGUAGUUUUCAGCCUGUGUUUGCACAUAUUGAAUGCUAUCUGAUGGCAAGAGAUAUUGUCCAUAAAGUUGUCAGUGACAUGAAUGACCUUAUAUAGCACAGUAUAUCAUGAAUCUCAGGGAUUCGAACUCUAAAUUCUCGAGAGUCUCUGAAAAUCAAACACUAUCAAGAAAGAAAUGUCUGUAUUAACCUUAUGUCAGCAGAUCUCUCUCAGUCUUAUCUUCACUGCCAGCUCACCUGCUCUGCUUAUAAGGUGGCAGUCAGGACACCAUCUUCUAUCUAGAUAGAGAAACAGAGGCUCAGCUGUGUGGGUUGUCAGACUUGCAUUGCAAUCAAAGCAGCUAAGGCAAUUUAUGUGAUCUAUUUCAGAAUUUGUAAUACUGAAUUUAUUUCCUACUGCAAUACCAGUGAAAACAGUAUUUCACUUGCAGAGGAAUUUAAAUUGAGAAAAUGUAUCUCUAUUAAGGAAAUGCGAAGUCUAUUCAGCCUCUCAGAAAGGUUUAUGGUAAGAAGCAGCAGAAGCUGCUCUAUAUUUAUUGCUGAUACUAGCUUCCAAUCAAAAAAUCAUCUAACCUUUGCUUCUUCCUGGAGACAUCAUUCUUCCCGAAUUUCUGUGUAUCAGACCAUCUGGGAGGGAACAGAGACAUAAGAAAUCGGAAGAGAAGCUCGGAAGUCCUGAUGUUAAGAAAUUUCAUCAGAAACUUCACCUAGACUUUCUUGCUCUAUGUUAAAAGAUUGAGUUCUCAGUGACUGUGCUUUGUGUUGUAACAGUGCAAGGAAUUACUAGUGAGGAAAUAACUGGAGGAGGUAUUUAAUUUUUUUUGCAGCUAUGCCAUAUUAUAUAAGGAUAGGGAAAGACUACGACGGUUUUCUAGGAGACUUCUGAAUCUUGUUGGUGACUUUUAAGAAUGAGUUUGAAAACCAUCUGCCUGGUGUGGAUGCAGCUGCUUUUCCCCAGGAAGGAGAAGGGACAAAUAAUCUCACAAAGUCUCUUUCCUACAAAACAGGUGAUGUCUUCUCAGUCAUUCUAAGAUCAUUGACAGAAACCAAUUGUUUGGCUAAAAUAUGUGUUUGUUGUUUUUUUUUUUUUUUCUGGAAACACAGACAUUUUUCUGUGCUGUAAUAUCCACUCCUAUACCACAUCCCUGGCAGUUCAUCCCCAACAACUGCCACUACUAUCUGCUUUAGUGAAAAGUGCUGCACAUCUCAACAGGAAUGAUUACACAAUAUGCUGGCUAUUGGAAAAGCUUUUCUGAACUAUGAACACUUACUCAUUCUGAGUACAAACACUGACUUGCAGUAUAAAACACAAGCUUGGGCUAUGGAUGGUCUCUAGCCAUAAAGUCCCUGAUCCUGAGUGUAUUUUGCAAGAGUGGCUUAAAUAGGUUACUGAUCUGCAGUAUACACCCAAUAGACUUCCUUUUAUUGAUCUCAAUCUGUUGGGCCACUUUUCAGCUUUCUUACCCAUUUAUUAUGAGAUAUCCAGUGUGGGCUCAGAAAUGCCAGUGAUGAGGACCUCACAAAUGUGAACCUCAUCAGAUGCUGACCUCAAGCUGUCAUUCAUUACUCAGUGUAUGUCUAUCAUUGCUCAUGAUCCAGAGAAAAACAAAAUUAAAUGGUCUUUGUAUCAGCACUGUCUUUAUCUUUAAAAUAAGC